UGAACAUGAACGCAGCUUUGUGUGAGGGAGCUGAAACAGUAAGAGUGGGAGUUGUACUUACUGCAGAGGGUAACGACUGUGUAGUCCUUAGUGAAGAAGAACAUGCUGUGGACUACAAAUCAGGAAAGGAAGCAAAAUCCUUCUCCUUUGACCAAGUUGUGACUGUUGACAACAUACAGAGUUUCCACCCUGAGCUCCUGCAGCCUCUCACUGAGGUCAUAUCCAGUGGUUAUAAUGGAGCACUGCUGUUAUGUGGAGCCUCCACAGAGAAGAUUGACCACAGUAUCCUCAAACAGGUCUUGGCAAAUCUGUUUAGUCGUAUGUUGUCACAAGUGAAAGAGGAGUUGUUCAUCUCUGUGUCGUUCCUUCAGUUUUAUCCAGAUGGGAGUGCUGUGGAUCUUCUGAGCCCCAAUAGACAGACUCUAAAACUCGUGACACACCCCGUCCUUGGAAGGCUUGUAGGAGGUUUAUGUGAGGUGUGUGUGUGUUCAGCAGACGAAGCCUAUACUCUGUAUGAAACAUGCAGGGAGACACUGAAGGCCAAUGCAGGCUCUAUUUCCAGCAGUUCCCUGUUCUCAGUGACUGUUGAGUGGAAACUUCAUCCAGAGAAGGUGGAGUCAGAGGUGUGCCGCAGCAGACUGCAGCUGUUCAGCCUGGCAGGAGGAGCCAGCAGGACUGACCUCAGAGGAGUCAGCCCACUGGUGAAGGUUGUGGACCAAACCCAAUGUGAAGCCACAACAAGCGACAAGCUCCUCCCUUUCCUCCUAAAUGAUGCAUUAACAGGAAACAGUAGGACGGUCCUCAUCUACUGCAUCCGCCCUCAAGGUCUCCUGGAUGACGAGACCCCCUCUGCUUUAGCUUUGGCCCAGAAAGCGAGAAGUUUGGUAACUAAGGCCACUGUUGUUCGCUGGUGUCCAAGGGCAACUGAGCAGGAGAUCAGAGAUAACAUCAUGGAUCUAAGAACCGUGAUGAUGUCACAGGGGGAAAGUGAAGCCUAUACCUACAGACUGGCAGAGCUGACCCAAAACCUGCAGAUUGUGAAAAAUCAGUCAUGGGAGAAGAGGAGGGAAGAGUCAAAGAAGAUAAAAGACAAAAUGCAGAGUUGUCGGACCCCAAAUAGCAACUGCCACAGCAGCGAUCACAGAGAGAAAUAUGUACAAGACCAGCUGAAACAAGAAAUGGAGGAACAUAUCAGAGGCAAUUUGCUGUGAUAUGAAACAUUGGUCAACUUUUAUAUAUAGGGACAUCAGUGAUGUUGUGUGUGUUUCUCAUAUUCCACAGAGGGUAAAGGGAAUGUAGAGAAAGUCCAGGAGAGAGUAGCAAGAAUCCAGCAGCUGAGGGAGGCUCUCAGACAGGAGAAGAACGGGGCUGCUACAGAGAAAUCUGACCUCUGUCAACAAGUAAUGCACUCCAUCUAACUCCUGCCAUUUUAAAUGUAACAUUGUACACCCAUACAUCUGAUUGGAUAACGUGUUUACAAGGCUUUGUGAAUACUCUAUUAAACAUAUAAAUAAGACUUAUGAUCUAUGAGAGUGGGCAGGCUACACUAAGACAUUUAUUUUGCCAAUUUAAUGCUCAGUCUCAAUUGGAAUACAACAAAGCACAGGAACGGAGGAGGCAACUUAAGGAGGACCAUGGAAGAUUAAUUCAGGAGGAGGUGGAGAAGAUGGAGAGAGACUUGGCACAGGAACAGCUACCGGUGAGAUAAUGAGAUACACUGUUGUUUAACAGUAUUCAGUUUGUGAUCUAUCUUAGCUGAGGAUGCUGAGUCAGUUUAAAUUAAUGCAAAGCUGGAUUUAUGGUGGGCAGUGGACACCACUGCAUUUGCAACUUCAUUCUGUUAUUUCCUAGCAUUUGUUUAUGGUUUCAUCCAUUCCUCCGCUAGACAGAAGGCCCCCAGAGAGAGCUGCUGGUGCUGACCAGAGAGAGGCAGGUCCUGGUGCUGCAGAUAGAGGCCCUCCGCGCAGAGGCCCUGCAGGCUGAGAGAGACCUGCAGAAUCAAUAUCACAGACACCAAACAGAGCUGCAUUGUCUAAGAGAAGAGAGCCUGCAGGUGGGGGUUUGUUGGAUCAGUGAGAGAACAUUGAUUCAAAUCAUUAGAAUUAAUUAUACAUUUCUUUUCAUUAGUUUGUUACUACUUUUACUAGUCUCUUUUAGUUACCUGUGCUUUUCCAAACACCUGGGCUGAUAUGUAUAAAGCCGCUUGGAAUAUGUUGGUUGAAAUUCUAAGAAUGAUGUAAUUUUGCACUCAUUAUUAGAGUUAAGUAUCAUGUAUAAACGAUCCCAGGUCUAAAGAAUUGGUUUCAGCUCCAAAAUUAUUCAAGAAAGCUCCACAGGUCUCCUGAGUCAGUUAGGAGUGACCAGCGGAGGCAGCAGCUAGGUUUUGGACAAUGUACAUUCACGUGAGUGAAGAUUGUAGUCCAUAUUUUUCAACAGUUAGUAGUCAAUGCAGUGUUUAAGAAUCACACUUUAACUUUUUCUUUCCCAUAAAUUAAAUCUAUAAACCACAAAUGCAACAAAAAAAUAAACUGGAUUUUACAGAUCAACACCAGAUAUCAGGGACACAGAUUCUACACAAGAUCAGGGAAAAUAAGUAUUUUUAACAGAUGCCUGAUACAAAAAAAACAUAUUAAACAAACAUAAUAAAACAAGAAAUUUUGUUAUUUAACCAUCAGUUUGUUCAGUAAAACUACAGCUGUUUGAUAAAAUGUUUACACAAAGAAGCAUCUUUGGCUCCUUCCUGCAUCUCCCCCAUGUUUUUCAUGUAUGUUUUACUGCUCUCCAGGUGUUCAGAGUGUUUCGUCAGGUAAGUGAGGAGCAG
Messenger RNA from Siniperca chuatsi (mandarin fish), 2821 nucleotides. RefSeq names its product kinesin-like protein klp-20. Gene Ontology annotation, molecular function: ATP binding; microtubule motor activity; microtubule binding. Lineage: Eukaryota; Metazoa; Chordata; Actinopteri; Centrarchiformes; Sinipercidae. The record is from RefSeq and is a predicted model, not a curated record. The coding region runs from base 6 to 1211 and encodes 401 amino acids. Gene Ontology annotation, biological process: microtubule-based movement. The transcript has 13 exons.